GUCAACGGCGCGUCAAUUUACUCACUGAAAACUAUUUCUUUGCUUCUCUCUUCUGAUCCAAUUGCUAACAAUUCCUUCUAUGGCCACUCAUACAGCCGCCUCCUCUUCUUCUUCUUCUAGGAAAUACGAUGUCUUCCUUAGUUUUUGCGGCGUUGACACCCGCAAGAAUUUUACUGACCAUCUCUACACUGCUUUGGAAAAAAGGGGUAUUAAUACUUUCAGAGACGAUGAGAAACUUGUGAGAGGAAAGUAUAUUUCUCCGGAACUCUUGAAAGCAAUAGAAGUCUCCAAAUAUGCAAUCAUCGUUCUCUCGAGAAAUUACGCUUUUUCAAGGUGGUGCUUGAUUGAAUUAGCAAAGAUUGUUGAGUGCAUAGAAGAGACCAAGUUGACAGUUUUGCCCAUCUUCUACCAUGCUGAUCCCUCUCAUGUGCGGAACCAGACGGGUACACUUGCUGAAGCCUUUGAGAAGCAUGAAAAAGAUCCCAAGGUUAACAAAGAGGAUGUGCAAGCAUGGAAAGCUGCCUUGAAAGAAGUGGGCAAUAUCUCCGGAUGGCAUUUAAAUGAUAGGUAUGAAUCAAUAGUUAUCCAAGAAAUCCUCAAAAGGAUAUCAAGCGAAUUGGAUCUUAUAGUCCAAAGUACUAUUUCCAACAACCUUGUUGGAAUAGAAUCCCGUGUGAAGGAACUUUUGGAUUUAUAUGUAGAUGAAGCGUCGGGUGGUGUUGGCUUUGUAGGGAUUUGUGGAAUGGGUAAAACAACUCUUGCACAAGUAAUUUCUAAGAGAAUUUCUGGACCUGGUUAGGGAGCUAUACUCUCCUGAAGUGGCUGCUCAAAUUUUAUCUACCCCUAUCUUAAGGCAAGGUGUUACCGAUAAGCUGAUAUGGCCUCAUGUAAUGCGUGGUCGAUAUGAGGUCAAAAUAGGCUAACAAUUGCUGCAGGCAUUGGAAGUAAGGAAAAUAAGACAAUUGAUUCUAAUUUAAGGGUCAUAACUCUUAGAUGGAGAAAUCUUGUGGAUCAUGAAGCUUCCUUUGAAGUUUGAAGUUAUUUUAUUUAUUUAUUUUGUGGAAGUUUUGGCAUGAGGACUUAACUGAUUAAAACAGAAUAGUGAAAAUGAAACAUAGUGAGUUAUAGUAGUUGUGUCUUAUGCAGUGAGGAAGGGAAAAACUUGGAUCAUUUAUUCCUGCAGUGCUGUCUUGAUCUGUAUUGUUUGGUUCAGAAUUGACCCUUAGAACUGAGUUCAUUUAUCCUUGCUCUUUGAAGCAGUGAUUGCCGCAAUUGAUGGAGGAUUUUAACCUUUCACAAACUGGAAUAUGCAUGUGAUGUUCUCUAAAAUGAUGUUUGAGGGUACAAAAAUGUCUGCUUCAGAACUGCUAAUGCUUAGUAAAGCUCUGUUUUGCAGGUAUGUAUAAGUCUAUAAUGCACCAGGCAGAUCAGAGUAACUGCAGGAAUGUACCAAGGCAAGUGUGUCUAAUUGUGGAGGAUUGCUAAGUGUUGCUUUGAGGGACACUGGCAGGGAGGGUAUGAAUGGGUUGAUUUUGGCUGUAGCUAUAUCAAGCACUGGCAGGAAAAUUUUUGGUAGGUGGUUGCAGUUCUGCCAUAUGCAACCUUGGCAGGCAGCUAGAUGCCUGGCUGUUCGAAAAGCAUUAACUAAGGCUAUACAACUUGCUUUUUGCAGAUUUGCUCCUUCAAUAAGUAGUAGAGGAGUGGUGGAACUCUGUUUGGGAAAGAUGGCUCCUUGGCUGACCAUGCCCAUUUCAGAUGAUGGAACGAACCAAAAGACCUAUCUCCAAAUAGUAACUUGAUUAGGCUAUAUACCAUCAUAUAGACUCAAUUAGAAUUAGAAUUAAAAGACAGCAGUAGACAGUAGAGAAUUCUGACCAUACAACAGGCUAAACUAUAAAUUACUAACUCUGUCAUCUGGUGCAUAUUCAUCUUUACAGUAAUCAAACCCAAGCAGGCAAGCAACUAUAUAGACAAGGUUGAAAAAUGGAGAAGGUGGCCUACUUGGAUAGGACCUGGUUAGGGAGCUAUACACUCCCGAAGUGGAUGCUCAAAUUUAGCUUGCUGUAUCUGAAGGUGAGGAGUUUCUGAUACACUGAUAUGGCCUCAUGUAACACAUGGUCAAUGUGCAGUCAAAAUAGGCUACCAAUUGAUGCAUGCAUUGGAAAUAAGGGAAACUCAGAUAAUGGAUUCUCAUCGUAGGGUUAUAGCCCUUUUUUGAAGAAAUCUGUGGAGCUUGAAGCUUCCUUUGAAGUUAAGAGUUUUUGUUUGGAAGUUUUGGGAAGAGUACUUAGCCAUAGAAACAGAAUAGUGGAAAUGAAACAUAGUGAUUGAUACUGUGUCUUAUGCAAUGAAGAAGAGGAAAACUUUGAUAAUUUAUUCCUGAAGUGCAGUCUUGCUUGGUCUGUAUGGUUUGUGUCAGAUUUGACCCUCAGGACUGAGUUCAUUUGUCCUUCCUCUUUGAAGCAAUGGUUGGCUCAGUAAACAAAGGAUCCAAAUUUUCAUUAACAAAAAUCUGUUAUGAUCCCCAGAUUGUUUAUCAUAACUCUGCAGGCCUUGGGUAUCACUGCAAUAAAGUGAUGUUUGAGGGUGCAGAAUAGUCUGAUUAUGAAGUGAUAAUUCUUAGUAAAGCUUUUGUUUUGCUGGUAUGCACAAGCCUAUGAUGUACAAGUGGUGGGUCAGAUUAAUUGUAGGAGUGUAUCAGCAAGAGUGUAUCUAGUUGUGGACGGAUAGCAGGUGUUGCUGACAGUUAAGGGGCACUGGCAGAGAGAGUGCAAAUGGGUUGGUUUUGUGCCUAUGCAGCAAAAUCAUGUUUUAGCAGGAAAACCUUUCUGCCACUUGCAACUGAAUGGAAGCUUGACGCCCAGCUGUUCGAAAAGCAUUAACUAAGUCCAUAUAGCUUGGUUUUUGCAGACUUGUUUCAAUAAGUACUGAAGGAGUGGAGGACCUCAGUUUGGGAAAGAAGGUUCCUUGGCAACUUCAUGCGAUGAUUGAAGACCACAAGUGCAUAGAAGAUGGAAAAUGAAGAACACUAGUAGUGUAUAUAUGCUGUGCAUAGGAGAGUCACUGCGACAAGGGCCUGGCUACUCUUGCUUCAAAGGAGCUUCUUUUGGAGCUUGCAACUUUAUUACUAGGCAACUCUUCUGGCAUUACUGUAUCAGAAAACCACUACAGAUUUUUUAGACUAAUUUAUGGCUUUGUAGUGUCUGCAUUUUAAGACAUUAUAGAAGAUAUUCGUUUCUUUCUGAGAAAAUCUAUGUAAAAUUCUCCUGUUAAUUUAAAUAAGGGCAUUUCAAUAAACUAUAAAAUGGCUCUAGCUGAGUAAAUCUUAUAUACAUUUUUUUAA
This is a messenger RNA of Quercus robur (English oak), 3343 nucleotides long. RefSeq names its product toll/interleukin-1 receptor-like protein. The record is from RefSeq and is a predicted model, not a curated record. The transcript has 4 exons. Gene Ontology annotation, biological process: signal transduction. Bases 80 to 799 code for a protein of 239 amino acids. NCBI's taxonomy places the organism in Eukaryota, Viridiplantae, Streptophyta, Magnoliopsida, Fagales, Fagaceae.